Molecule: messenger RNA, 873 nt
Organism: Penicillium antarcticum
Lineage: Eukaryota; Fungi; Ascomycota; Eurotiomycetes; Eurotiales; Aspergillaceae
Product: basic helix-loop-helix domain-containing protein
Exons: 2
Coding region: 1-873 (290 amino acids)
Cellular component (GO): nucleus
Molecular function (GO): DNA-binding transcription factor activity; protein dimerization activity
Source: RefSeq, a predicted model, not a curated record
AUGUCUGAUCCCACCAUGAACAGCCCCGACAAUGGAUCGCACAAGCGCAAGAGAGACGGCUCAGAAGAUCUAGGACCUGAUCCCCAGCGUCUAAACCGCUCUUCUCACGGCAGCAACGGCAGCAUGGGAGACAACCAGCACAACUUCGGCCACAGCGGACUUGGCAACUAUGACCAUGGCCUUCCCAACACCGGAGCUGAGCUCAACAUUGACCAGCAGAUCCUUCAACACGUUGGCCCGCAGAAUGGUCUGUCAGAUGACAACGCGCUGACGGCCAACGCUAAAGCCGCUCUCGCUGCACACACCCCUCAACACAAAUACCCUCCUCCUCCUGACGCUGGAUUCGAUGCGAGCAACCUCACCCAGGGUUUGUCGUUCGAUGAGAUGAACCAGACUCCUAUGGGUGGCGCCCAUAACCAUAACUCGACGGCUGCUGCGGUCUACGCCGCGCGUGAGGCCCAAAGCAUGAACCAGAAGCCCACUGUCGGCUCUCCGGAAUGGCACCAAAUCCGCAAGAACAACCACAAAGAAGUUGAACGUCGCCGUCGCGAAGCCAUCAACGAAGGCAUCAACCAGAUUGCUCGUCUCGUGCCCAACUGCGAUAAGAACAAGGGCGCCAUACUCCAACGCGCUAUCGAAUACAUCCUCCAGCUACAGGAAGAGAAGAAGAACACCGAGGAACAGUUUGAAAAGCACAGUCUCACUGCCAACCACGCCAUCGCCGAGAUCAGCAACUCCAACUCCAAGCUGAAGGGCGAGGUCGGCCGACGCAACAAUCUUGCUUUGAAGUGGCUGCAACGAUGCCGCGAUGCCGGUCUAGAGUUCGACGACUAUGAGGACUCAAAAGAGCUAGAGACACUGGAGAUGGAGUAG